Stegodyphus dumicola is the source of this 2046-nucleotide messenger RNA. RefSeq names its product Eag-like K[+] channel (gene Elk). Gene Ontology annotation, biological process: regulation of membrane potential; potassium ion transmembrane transport. Gene Ontology annotation, molecular function: voltage-gated potassium channel activity. NCBI's taxonomy places the organism in Eukaryota, Metazoa, Arthropoda, Arachnida, Araneae, Eresidae. The record is from RefSeq and is a predicted model, not a curated record. Gene Ontology annotation, cellular component: plasma membrane.
CCUGCACUUUUCUGUACGGACCCGAGACCAAAGAAGAACACAAGCAGGAAAUAGAGGCGGCCCUUGAGAACAAGAUGGAGCUCAAACUUGAAGUUCUAUUCUAUAAGAAAAAUGCUACAACUCCAUUCUGGUGCCUGCUAGAUAUUGUUCCAAUUAAGAAUGAGAAGCAUGAAGUGGUUUUGUUCCUGGCGUCACAUAAAGAUAUCACUAAAACUAAAACAGACGAGAUGGAGAUGGAUGAGGAUGGAGAAGAGAAUCUGACUGAAAAUCAGGUGGAACUGGAAGGUUGUUUACCAUCAAAUCACUAUCAAAGACGAAGGAGCAGAGCUGUUCUUUACCAGUUGUCAGGACACUACAGACAAGACAAGAUGAAAUCUAAACUUAAAUUAAACAAUAACUUGCUGCAUACGACGGCUCUACCGGAAUACAAAGCCGCAGCUAUUAAGAAGUCUCGUUUCAUCUUGUCUCAUUACGGUGUGUUCAAGACGUGCUGGGAUUGGCUGAUCCUCGUCGGAACUUUCUACGUCGCUAUCGUUGUUCCAUACAGCGCUACAUUUCGAGACACGGGGGAGACUCCUUUGUUCAACAAGACAAUCAUCACUGAUGUGAUUAUGGAGUCUAUUUUUAUCGUUGAUAUUAUCCUAAACUUCCGAACAACCUAUGUGAACAAGAAAGGCGAAGUGGUGGCGAAGCCGAAAUCUAUUGCCAUCAACUACGUCAGGGGCUGGUUCAUUGUCGAUCUCCUUGCUGCCUUACCUUUCGAUCUCCUUUAUGCUGCAAACCUCUACAGUAGAAAUACCUUGAUGCACCUUUUAAAGUUGACUCGCCUCCUACGGUUAGCGAGGUUGCUUCAAAAAAUGGACCGCUAUUCUCAGUACAGCGCCAUCAUCCUCACCCUGCUCAUGCUCAUGUUUUCCUUAGUAGCCCAUUGGAUGGCGUGUGUCUGGUAUGUAAUAGCUUUGGAGGAGAUCGAAGCGAACCCGUCCAACUGGGAUGUAGGUUGGUUACACCAGCUAGCAAUUAAAAUGGGAUACAAUAAUGUUAACGAAACAGAUAUCACAACUUCUUAUAUUACUGCCCUCUAUUUUACGACAACUAGUUUGACCAGUGUGGGUUUUGGAAAUGUUUCAGCCAAUACAAAUGCAGAAAAAGUGUUCUCAAUACUGACCAUGCUCAUAGGAGCCCUGAUGCACGCUGUGGUAUUUGGUAACGUAACGGCCAUCAUCCAGAGGAUGUAUUCCCGACGCUCCCAGUACCACACGAAACUUCGAGAUCUGAAGGACUUUUUUAGGCUUCAUCAGAUCCCCAAGCAGCUCAGGCAGAGGAUGACAGAUUAUUUCCAGACUACCUGGUCGCUUAACCACGGUAUUGACCCAAACGAGGUGCUCCGAGAAUUUCCCGAUGAGCUGAGGGGAGAUGUAUCUAUGCAUUUACACAAAGAGAUUCUUUCCUUGCCCAUCUUCGAGAACGCUCCUCAAGGCUGCCUCAAGAUGCUGUCCCGGCAUGUGAAAAGCAAUUUCUGUGCUCCGGGGGAGUAUUUGGUGCAUACGGGAGACGCUCUGACCAACAUUCAUCUUGUCUGCAAUGGCUCUAUGGAAGUCCUGCAGAAUGGAAUGGUGGUUGCGAUACUCGGCAAGGGAGAUUUAGUAGGAUGUGAUAUUACUGUAACAGGCCCGGAUCAAGUGCUGAAAUCUUCGAGUGACGUAAAGGCACUCACCUAUUGUGAUCUCAAGUGUAUCCACAUUCCAGGAUUGAUGGAAGUGCUCAAACUUUACCCAGAGUUUGCUCAGACUUUCUGCCAUGAUAUCCUACAUGAUCUCACCUACAAUCUGAGGGAAGGUUACGAAACUGAGAUGGAUGAAGGAAACGGUGCUCCGUCUCUGACACUACCUUCGAUAUCUGAGGAUGAUGAGAACAAUGACAGCGAAGGCACAACUCCAGCGUCACCCAUGUCUCCCUGCCUGACAAUCAAUAGAAAUAAAUAUGGAACCGGGUAUUUUCAUAGUACUCACUUUUACAAAUAGUUGAACUUUAACAGGAAAAAAA